AUGUUGGCCCUCGCCGUCCUCGCCGGCUUCACACUUUUUGGCUCGGCCGCUCCUGUCAGUAAUACCUUGUCGGUCGAUUUCAACACUACCUCACUCGGGCAACCAGCUUCACCUUUCAUAAUGGUCAACAACUACACCAUCAUCUGGCCAGAUCAUGCCUGCACCGCAGCCGACUUCGACAGUGUGAAGCUAGCACUCGAUGCAGCGAAGGACUUCACCGACGCAGCGAAGGAUCCCUAG
Fulvia fulva is the source of this 240-nucleotide messenger RNA. RefSeq lists its product as uncharacterized. The record is from RefSeq and is a predicted model, not a curated record. Lineage: Eukaryota; Fungi; Ascomycota; Dothideomycetes; Mycosphaerellales; Mycosphaerellaceae. The transcript has a single exon. The coding region runs from base 1 to 240 and encodes 79 amino acids.